This is a messenger RNA of Fraxinus pennsylvanica, 549 nucleotides long. The record is from the annotation of a GenBank genome assembly. Lineage: Eukaryota; Viridiplantae; Streptophyta; Magnoliopsida; Lamiales; Oleaceae.
AUGGAUUCUGCAGCAACUACUACUUCAAGAAUAAAGCCUUGUUUUAUAGAGGAAGAUUAUGGCCCUGAUUCUGUUGCAGAAAUGGAAACCGGAUCCUCGGUAAACAGCCAUCGCCAGAAUCAUUCUAUAAUUUCGACCGCCUUUUAUUGUAAUUCUCCGCAGAUAAUGAGGAAUUUAUCGGCACCUCCGAAUCUAAGAUCCGUUCUUGGAAGGUUUUUAAGUGAUGGAUUUGAAGAACAUAAACCUCAUUUUCUAGAUGCGUGUUUUCUUUGCAAGCAAUCUCUCAGAACUAACAAAGACAUCUUCAUGUAUAGAGGGAACGUCCCAUUCUGCAGCGUAGAGUGCAGACAAGAUCAAAUAGAGAUUGAUGAAGCCAAAGAGAAGAGAUUGAAUCUCUCUGUUUCAAUGAGAACCUCAAGAACAAAGCAACAAACAAAAUCAAGUUCACCCAAUAAAUCCCCACCAGAUUGCCCUCUCCGUACUGAUGAGUUAUGUACGUUUGAAUUUGCAAGAAAAUAUGACGUUGAAUACUUCAGUAAUGAAAAGUGA